Molecule: messenger RNA, 1125 nt
Organism: Desarmillaria tabescens
Lineage: Eukaryota; Fungi; Basidiomycota; Agaricomycetes; Agaricales; Physalacriaceae
Exons: 4
Coding region: 157-777 (206 amino acids)
Source: RefSeq, a predicted model, not a curated record
AUAGGCGCGAAUUUCGACUCUGCAUUUGACAAUACCGAGGCCUGAGGAAUAGGAUUGGCCCACUACGUCCAAAUUAAUGUCCUAAGUCAGGCAGCCAAAAUAGCUGUAAGACGAAGUGGCUACUGGUGAUCUCGGAGACGCAAGAUCGAUUCAACAAUGCGGCAGUCAAAGGAAGAUAUAAUAGUGGAAGGGGAAAUAUCAGGCGAAAUCAGAAACGGCGUCAUACCCUAUGUUACGUUUUUUUUCCCCGGAUGGUAUCCUUCCUCAACCGACUGUCGCUUAUUCUCUCCGCGAUCCCUGCGGUGCCAUCCGCCGGAACAAUGUUGUCUUCCUGAGCAAGCGCCGGUUCCACUACACAUUUCAGAGUCGUUUUCUUUUCGUCCCCAUACACGGUCACAUUCGCUUCGAGGCAUCUUUCAUGGGUAUCUCCACCAUCGCACCUUAGCGCUUAACGUUUGGACCUUCAGUACCAACAUGGCUGUUAAGCAUACUGAUGGCGAAAGAUACUGCCACGGUGACGGGACCACGAUUGGGACGACUGAGCUCAAUGUCCACGGCCACCGCCCUUCGCGCGCUAGCGGUUACACAAACAUCUACAUAGGCGCGGCCUUCGCGCCCUAUUCAACAAGCAGUUCCCAGAUGUCGUCUCCAAUGGCGCCGAGCCCCAUAAACCGCAUCUCUCCCCUCUCUAGAUUGCUGAACCACUUCUCUCUCUUCGCAGCCCUGCAUCUUUCUAUGUCUGUCAACAGGCGCAUCAUCCUGAUUUUUGAAGAGUAACAACGAUAACGAUGCCUGCAGGGGAACGGGUAUCUGCAGAGCAUACCAUAACAUCUCGACAAAGCCGGCAACUGUAACCCACUCUUGGUCGCCCGACCUCUGGAUGACUACUGUCUAUGGAAGCUUUGGGUGGACGAUGACCAGUGACGGAAGAGGUGGGUUGGUUGCUGCCUCAUUCAUGCAGCCCUCAUGACCAAGACCGCGUACCCCGAUAGACUCUGAGCAGCAAAUACGAGCUCCAUCAACAUUUCUCCAUGGCUUGGCCGUAACAGUGAAUGUAACACUAUCGGGUUACCGCUCUCUGUUUGGGAUGGCAAUGGGAUGUGACGAUGGCGCGGUUUUCUCAGG